Salvia splendens (bonfire salvia) is the source of this 2421-nucleotide messenger RNA. Its product is annotated as geranylgeranyl transferase type-2 subunit alpha 1. The transcript is spliced from 8 exons. The record is from RefSeq and is a predicted model, not a curated record. NCBI's taxonomy places the organism in Eukaryota, Viridiplantae, Streptophyta, Magnoliopsida, Lamiales, Lamiaceae. Bases 130 to 2202 code for a protein of 690 amino acids. Gene Ontology annotation, biological process: protein geranylgeranylation. Gene Ontology annotation, cellular component: Rab-protein geranylgeranyltransferase complex; cytoplasm. Gene Ontology annotation, molecular function: protein binding; Rab geranylgeranyltransferase activity.
UACUCUAUCACAGAUUUACAGUAGUCAAACACUCAAAACCCAUAUGUCUAUACUUUAUUGGGAGGAAAGGAAAACAGUUAUAUUCCUCACAUUUGAAUCCAAACCCUUUCAAUCAAUAAUUCUCCAGAAAUGCACGGGAUUCCGCGCAAAGCCCCAACUCAGGAAGAGCGAGAUGACUCCUCUCUCAAAGCCGCCAAACUUCGUGAUCUCCAAUCUCUGCUCCUCCACUUUCACCACAACAAAAUAUACACGGAAGAAGCGAUUGAAAUUAGUGCCAAGCUGUUGGAAUCUAAUCCCGAGCAUUACACCGCUUGGAAUUACCGGAAGCUCGCGGUUCAGCACCUUCUCGAUCGGCACCAGCAGAAUCAACUUGAUUCGCAGUCGCCCCAAUCAAUUCUUGAUGAUGAAUUGAUACUUGUAGAGAAUGCAUUGAAGACAAACUUUAAGGCUUAUGGGGCGUGGCAUCAUCGCAAAUGGGUCCUAAGUAAGGGUCAUUCAUCCUCGGAUAGGGAGUUGCGGCUUCUGGGGAAGUUCCAGAAACUGGACUCCCGAAAUUUCCACGCAUGGAAUUACAGGAGGUUUAUAACAGAACUAAAGAAGAUUCCGGAUGAAGAUGAACUUCAAUACACCACUGAUAUGAUAUAUGACAAUUUUAGUAAUUAUUCUGCCUGGCAUAACCGAAGCAUGCUUUUGUCUAAACUACUUGAGAAAAGUGCAAAAGGAUAUGAAAAAAGAGAGAAUGUCUUGAGUGAGGAGUUUGAGUUUGUGCGCAAUGCUCUCUUCACAGACCCUGAUGAUCAAAGUGGCUGGUUUUACCAUUCGUGGCUUCUGGGUCAAACAUUGAAGCGGGAGCCUCUAUUUCUUUCUUCAUCACCCCCUCAUGGUUCUAAUCUAUCUUUAUCAAUUGAUAAACCAUACAGAGAAAGACAUUUUCCCCUAAUUUUAUAUUUCAGUGAAGCAGUUGGAGGUGUUAGUUCGUCUACAGUCAAUGUAGAAUAUUUUUAUGAUGGUGGUGAUGGUCUUAUUUGGUUUCCACUUGCGGCAAAUAAACUUGGGUUUUCCCAGGCUUGGUUAACUUACAUUAAGUAUCCUCUUGACACCUUAGAAUCCUUCCAUGUAAAGGUUACUAUCGCACAGUUUCCAGGCAUUAUUUCUUCAAGUGGUAUGCCAUGUAGUCGGUCUUGUUAUAUAUAUUUCACUGCAAGUAUAUGUUUAAACAAUCAAGAGGAUUCCGAGCUGCAAACUACACACAAAAUAUCAUGGAAUGAGGAGAAUAUUAAACCUCAUUCUACCCAUCCUGAAGAUGCAAACUUGCUUGCCUCACUAUGUAAAUUAGACAUUACAAAGGAGAAUAAGCCAACCACCCCUAUGUUGUGCAUGGAGACUAUAUCUAAUGAAAUUGCUUGCAGCCGGGAACUGUUGUUGUCAUCAAACUGUAAAAUUGGAAAACUUACUCUUGCAAGACUCUUGGUGGCACACAACACAUUGAUCACAUAUGGUUGCAUGGAUUCCGGAACUGAGGCUAAUUAUGAAGAAAUUCUUGCACUUUAUCAUGAUUUAAUGAAGAUGGAUCCUGCACAUAUUGGUUAUUAUGAGGAUGAGUAUAGCUUAGUGCUAAUGAAGCAGCUGACUCCAAAUACUGAGUCUUUAUUGAAGCUCUGUGGUAAUUAUCAAGAAUUGUCAUCGCCAAGUAUUAGUUCUUAUACAAGUGUACGGCUAAAGGGCCUCUCAUUGUCACGAGUUUCUUGUCUGGAGCACUUGCUGUGGGUUCAAAUGUUGGAUCUCAGCAACAACAAACUUAGAUCAAUUGAAGGGUUGGAAGCUCUGCAACAGCUCUCCUGCUUAAAGCUUAGCAACAACAGGCUCAGCAGUUUUACAGCCCUAGAACCCUUGAAAAUGCUCAACUCAUUACGAGUUUUGGAUGUAUCAUACAACGAGAUUGGCGCCCACACCAUCGACACAAGAAGAUACUUGUGCUCGUCUCCUCUCAAUAGUACAACGGGGUCCAAGUGGCAGUCGAAGAUAUUCACUGAUGGAGAUGCUGAUUUGAAGCAUUUCUGGUAUGCUUAUCUACUCUUCAGGGACUUGAAUUUGGUGCAAUUGGAUAUCGUGGGAAAUGCAGUUGUCGACGAGAGAUUGAAAGCUUUUCUGGUCAAGUUGAUGCCAGCAUUGAAGUGGUUUGAUGGAGAGAGCUGCCAUUAGAUAUGUUUCAACAGUUGGCUAUUUAAGAAGUUGUUUCAUCUGCUUAUUGUUCUGUAAUUUUUUGUCUGAAAAACAACCCAACUGAAGUCGGAAAACUAACUGAAUUAACUGUAUGGCGUCUCUCUUUUCCUUCUCUUUUCUUUUUACCAUGACAAUUUUAUCAUCAUUUAACAGUGUACAUUUCAAAGAUUUCUUAUAAGAAUAUCGAUAUUUAUACUC